CGCGCGGUGUAGCAGGUUUCACUUCAUCAUCCUCCGUCAGCUCGCAGGAGACGUUCAGUCCGCAGCGACCCGCAGGCCGAACCCCCCCCCAGCGGCGCAGACAUGGCCCUGACCCGGCUGGAGAAGGUCCAGGUGUGGCUCCUGAAGGCGGCGACGGGGGUCCUGUUCGCGCUGUUCCGGCUCCUGUCCCCUGGCGGCGGGGCCCCGGCGGGGAGGAGGAAGCUGCCGCCCGUCAGCAGCCCUCUGCUGCUCAUGUCGGCGACGCGGCUCGCCAACAAGAUCCGGAGGAAAGAGGUGUCGAGUGUGGAGGUGGUGCGAGCUUACAUCCACCGGAUCCAGGAGGUCAACCCCUUUCUGAACGCUGUGACAAAAGACAGGUUCGAUGCGGCCCUGCAGGAGGCGAAGCAGGUCGACGUGCUGAUUGAGGAGGAAACAGGAGGAGAGGCGGUGCUCGAGGAUCGACUGCCUUUACUGGGAGUCCCGCUCUCUGUCAAAGAGUCCUUCGCCCUCCAGGGUAUGCCCUUCACCUGCGGUGUGGUUUCCAGGAAAGGAGUGGUGGCCACUGUCGACGCUCCUCCGGUGGCCCUGCUGAAGCGAGCGGGCGCCAUCCCGAUGGGCGUCACCAACACCAGCGAGCUGUGCAUGUGGUGCGAGUCCAACAACCACCUCCACGGCAUCACCAACAACCCGUACGACUUCGACAGGAUCCCAGGAGGAAGUUCAGGGGGGGAGGGCAGCAUUCUGGGAGGAGCAGGCGCAGUCAUCGGCGUGGGCUCCGACAUCGGCGGCAGCAUCCGCAUGCCGUGUUUCUUCAACGGAAUAUUUGGCCAUAAAACCACACCUGGCGUCGUGUCCAUCGAGAACCAGUUCCCCGUUUGCAGCGGCAGACAAGCAGAGUUCUGCAGCAGUGGUCCCAUGUGCCGCUACGCCGAGGACCUGCUGCCGAUGCUCAGGAUCAUGGCGGGACCCAACGCCGGCAUGUUGUCCUUAAACACAAAGGUCGACCUGAAGAAGCUGCGGUUCUUCACCAUCCCUCACGAUGGCGGCUCUCCAAUGACGUCCCCGGUCAGCAAGGAGCUGAUGGCCGUUCAGAGGAAGGUGGCGCAGCGGCUGGAGGCCGACCUCGGCGUGACCGUGCAGGAAGUGCACUUCCCUGAGUUCCGCUACGGAUUCCAGAUCUGGGACACGUACAUGGGUCUUCCCGACAAGGAGGGCAAGCUUCCGACGCCAUUUGUUGAGCUGAUGGGGGAACCAGGGAAAUCUACGUGGCCUUUUUGGGAGCUUCUGAAAAGGAUGGUGGGGAAAUCGGAUCAUACCGUGGCUGCCAUCGGUUUGGCCCUGCUGGAGAAGGCUCACGUUACCGAACCCUCCGCGUUCAUCAUCCAGCAGAAGGAGCGGCUGCAGAAGAACAUGGACGAGCUGCUGGGCACCGACGGUGUUUUCCUUUACCCCUCGCACCCGAGGGUGGCUCCCAAACACCACCACCCGCUCUUCAGGCCGGCCGACUGCGCCUACACAGGUAUCAUCAACAUGCUGGGGCUGCCGGUCACCCAGUGCCCUCUGGGUCUGGGCGAGGAAGGUCUGCCCCUGGGGGUGCAGGUCGGUGCAGGCAAGCUGCAGGACCACCUGACCCUGGAGGUGGCUCUGUACCUCGAGAAGACGUUCGGGGGCUGGAGGGACCCCGGGGCCAACUGAGACACGAUGACAGCGAUAAUCCGUCUGUCUUCCUGCUCGCUGUAGUACAAAGAGGCACAAUCACGACGGCUGAAUGUUUAAAUGGAAGAGACGUCUGCACUAAUUACCUGAUUGUAUAAUUUGCUGUUCAGAGACAAUUAUGAGCGCACGCUUUAAAAAAAAAAAAUUACCACACUAACCAAGUUUCUUUGAGUGAAUAUUGAUACUUUUAACAUUUUAAUAUGGUGCUUGUGAUGCUGAUAAGUACCUAAGUAAGCGUGCGUUACCAGUUCCAGCUCUUCAAAGCCCUCCACACCCACAGAAGCAUUGCUGCUGUUCAGACCCCCCCCUCAGCAUAGCCAAGCUGCUGAUGACAAUAAUCUGAAGUGUACGGACCGUAGGAAACGUUUGGGGAUUCUGCUGUGAGCUGCAUUGUUGAUGCCAGGCCAACUAACGCCAAGCUAAAGGUGAAGGUGGGGAGGGAAGGCGGACAAAUAGCAGAAACACCUCACUGGAUUCUGUCUUUAUUUUCUUGCCUUCUUUGGAAAAAGGACCAAAGAAAAUGUUGAACAUCCACCUGACGGCUCCAAACAGAACUCGUCAUCAGUAAGAACUUAUUUUCUCCGUUCUUGUUAUUCUUCCCCCGGCCGCCUCCAUGUCGACGGGUCAUUGUUCUUUUAUUUUUGUCACCCUUCUGGUCAGAAGGGUGGAAGAUAUACCGCAAAAGUGACAUUCAUACAGAAAAAUAUCCACAGUCUGGUGUGUUCUUCUGAGACGCGCUCGCCGUGGGAACGACGACUCGGACCACAAAUCGUACAAAACACUGACCAGAGAAUUAUUCAGGAAUCGGAGGGUACUUUAAAACUGAAACAAUAAAAAGGUUCUGGGUAACAACCAAAUAAAGUACAGAAAUAUU
This is a messenger RNA of Gasterosteus aculeatus aculeatus (three-spined stickleback), 2590 nucleotides long. Its product is annotated as fatty-acid amide hydrolase 2-B. NCBI's taxonomy places the organism in Eukaryota, Metazoa, Chordata, Actinopteri, Perciformes, Gasterosteidae. Gene Ontology annotation, cellular component: endomembrane system. The record is from RefSeq and is a predicted model, not a curated record.